CUCUUCAGACUGCGGACGGAGUCAAAUUCUGCACAGAGGAAGCGGCAGAAGCUCGGAGGCCCUCCAUGCUUUAAGAGGACAGAGAGCGGAGCUACAUUUACUUCUACACACGAGAAACGUUUAUGUUACAUGCCUUACUUUAUUUCAAACGUUUCAAAGUUUUUUCUUGGGUAACGUUAGCUCAUUUAGUGCAUUCCCAUACCGGGCUGGAGGUCGGUGCCUACAGGAAUAUGCUUAGGAAUACAAUCGUUUUCUUUAGCCUACUCGUAAAACGUGAAAGGAGUGUUUCACAAAGCCGAAAGUAACCGGGACCUCUUUUUUCCACCAAAAACUUUAACUUCCUUUUUCGCUGUGGAUAUGGCUUGGAUAAGAUGGGGCCUCUUAUUUUCGUUGGGUUUGUUUCUCUCCCCGGUAUGCGUGUCAGCGGAGCAGCGGCAGAGCCAGAGCGGCUUCAGGAGGCUGUACGUGCUCCAGCCCGGGCCGGGGCCGGGGUCGGCCGGAGCGAACGGCGGGGUGCGAGUCAGCUCCAUCUCGACGCAUCACAGCGCGGCGGGGCAGCCGCACACGUACAACGUGGAGCUCACCGCCAACUUCGGAGGCCAGGUCAGGACCCGCAGGAUGGGGAACCAGGCGGCCUCAGCCCCGCAGUUCAGUCACCAGCAGCCGGUGGUCCGGCAGAGCGGACUGGAGCAGAGCCAGCAGAAACAGCUCAUGAUGUCUGGGGUGAAUGUCUGUGGGGGGCAGUGCUGUCAUGGAUGGAGUAAAGCUCAGGGAUCGCAGCGGUGCACGAAGCCCAACUGCAUCCCUCAAUGCCAGAACGGAGGAAUGUGCCUCAGGCCUCAGCUCUGUGUCUGCAAGCCUGGCUCAAAGGGGAAGGCAUGCGAACAGAAGACGGUGCCCACACAGCCCUUUCCAGCAGUGCCUGGGAAUGGGCCCACCAACGGGCACACCACUGCAAACUCAAAUGGACACACUAAUGGACACAAUGUGGUACCCCAGCGGCCCAUACCUCAGCAAGUUCCUCCUAAUGGUUAUGGCUCUGCCCCCACUCCCUCCAACAACAUGGCCCAGAUGAAGCUAAGUGUCAAGCCGGCCCCCCAGCUUGUACGACCGCAUUACAUCCAACAGCACAUCCAACAACAGAUCAGGCCCAUGCCCAUGCACCCAGGUCAGAGCCAGCAGUAUAUUGUAAAGCCCAAAUACUACCACACACACACCACGCACACACAGGCGCAUGUCCAGUCCCAACCUGAGAGGCCUAUCCCCCUCACAGUGGGACACAACCCCAUCCAUGUGGGGAACCAUACAGGAAGGAUCAAGGUGGUCUUCACACCAACUAUCUGCAAAUUAACCUGCGUAGGAGGCAGAUGUCACAACAACUGCGAGCUGGGAAACACCACCACCAUCAUCAGUGAGAAUGGCCACGCUACAGACACCCUGACAGCACCCAACUUCAGAGUAGUGGUGUGUCACCUGCCGUGUAUAAAUGGUGGGAAGUGCAGCACCAGGGACAAGUGUCAGUGCCCUCCCAACUUUACUGGAAAGUUCUGCCAGAUGCCCGUUCAGAACGGACACCAGCAGACGUCAGGCGGCUACAGCCAACCUCAGGUCCACUCCACACACACAUUGCCUCUGACCUACAGCAACGGCCAGAAUCCUGUGUACAGCCCCAGCAUUGUCAACAUCCACAUCAAACAUCCUCCAGAGGCCUCCGUCCAGGUGCAUCAGGUGUCUCAGCUGGAUAACUACCAUAACAAUGGGCACCAGCUGAAGGGUUCCCAGUCAGGCUCCUCUUCAUCUUCCAGCUACACCUAUCACCACACAGAGAGCAGCCAGAAAAUCCAGCACCAUGGCUACAACAUAGUUUAUCCCAGCCAGCAUGGCUACCAGGUCCCCCAGUACCAGCCCGUCACCUCCAAGAACACACUGGGUCGCUGCUUUCAGGAGACUGCAGGCAGUCAGUGUGGGAAGGCUUUGCCAGGUCUCACUAAGCAGGAGCAGUGCUGUGGGACCAUUGGGACAUCCUGGGGUUUUCACAAAUGCCAGAAAUGUCCAAAGAAACCUUCUAUUCCUCUCAUAGAUUGUCCUCCAGGUUACAAGAGAAUCAACAGCUCCCAUUGCCAAGAUGUAGAUGAGUGCCAGCUACAGGGUGUGUGUCCUAAUGGAAACUGUGUGAACACCAUGGGCAGCUACAGGUGCAUGUGUAAACCUGGCUAUGUCCCUGACCCCACGCUUACAACUUGCAUAUCCAACACACCUGCCAUCCAAGAGGAGAAGGGGGCUUGCUUCCGUUUGGUCAGCUCAGGGAGGCAGUGUUUGCACCCAGUUUCUACCCAGCUGAGUAAACAGCUCUGCUGCUGCAGUGUGGGCAAAGCCUGGGGCCCUCGUUGUGACAAAUGCCCCCCUCCAGGAACAGCUAAGUUCAAAGACAUCUGUCCUGGUGGAAUGGGCUACACUGUUCUACCAAAUCCGCCUGUCAAUAAGCCGGUCACUGUAUACCAGGAGCCCGUAGACCCACAACUCCCCCAACCUCUGCCAACACCAGAGAGACCAGUGGAGGCCUUUGGGAAACCAGACGAUAUUAUACCAGUAGCAACAGCUGCACCAGAUCAGGAGCUGGUAAUUCCUGUGGUUAGUAAUAGGCCAAUAGUUGAACCUAUCCUGCCUCAGCUAUCUCCGGGUGUAUCCACUGUCAAGAUCGAGGCAGCCUACCCAGAGGUUGUUGAGAGGAGCUCUCCACCUGCCCCAGUUGAGAUCCUCCCUUCUAAUGCAGGCCAGGACAUCGCUCCCACCCAGUCAGCCGAGGUGGAUGAGUGCCAGAUCAACCCUUAUAUUUGUGGUCCUGGGAUUUGUUACAACACAGCUGAGGGUUACACCUGCCACUGUAAUGAGGGCUUCCGCCUGGAUGACGCCCACACCACCUGUGUAGAUCUGGAUGAGUGUUUGGAAAGCCCAUCUUUGUGUUCUGGUGGUCGCUGCAAGAACACAGAGGGCAGUUUUCUGUGUGUGUGUCUGCAGGGGUUCCUCGUCAGCGAAGAGGGAACAAGUUGUGUUGAUAUAGAUGAGUGCCAGGAUCAGCGGGUCUGUACCAGAGGCCACUGCCAGAACACUGAAGGCUCCUUUAUCUGUCAGUGUGGGCCAGGCUUCAGAGUGUCCCCGGCUGGAGACUAUUGUGAUGAUGUGGAUGAGUGUUUAGAGGAAGCCAGGCCCUGUGAUGCUGUAGGGGAGUGUGUUAACAACGUGGGCUCCUACACCUGUACCUGCCCCCAGGGAUACCGACAGAUCAACGGCACCAGCUGUAGAGAUGUUGAUGAGUGUAUGGAUGAUCCAGAGCUCUGUUCCCCCCACGGCGACUGUGUCAAUACAGAGGGAUCCUAUUUGUGUGUAUGUGAGAGCGGAUUCACUGCCAAUCUGGACACGCCCUCCUGCGAUGAUAUUGAUGAGUGUGGGCUCAAUGAGACACUCUGUGGCCCUCAUGGCUUCUGUGAGAACAGACUGGGCUCUUUCCGAUGCCUCUGUGAGCAGGGCUACCAGGAGUCCCAGGAUGGCCAAGGCUGUGUGGAUGUAAAUGAGUGUGAGCUGCUGAGCAGUGUGUGUGGAGAGGCCCAGUGCGUGAACACUGAUGGUUCCUUCCUCUGCGAGUGUCCCAGAGGCCAGGACUAUAACGUCAUGAUUGCCAAGUGCGAGCCCAUUCCCACAGGGUCAUCAGUGGAGCUGAAGGAGUGCUACUAUCGUCUGAAUGAUGAGAACUUGUGUGAGAGUGUGCUGACCAGCCAUGUCACUCUGCAGGAGUGCUGCUGCACAUUAGGUGCUGGAUGGGGUGACAACUGUGAGGUGUAUCCCUGUCCCGUCAAUGGCACAGACCAGUUCAAUCAGAUGUGUCCAUCUGGAAGAGGUUUUAUUCCCAAUGGAGAUUCACUGUACGUACCCACAGCUGCCAGCUACAAAGAUGCAGAUGAAUGUACACUGUUUGGCCAGGAGGUGUGUAAAGGAGGCUUCUGUUUGGACACUGUGGGCAGCUACGAGUGUUACUGCAAGACAGGACAGGACUACGACCCCUCCAAACUGGAGUGCAGAGACAUCAAUGAGUGUCUUGAUGACUCGGUGUGUGUUGGUGGACAGUGUUUGAACACAGAUGGCUCAUACAUGUGUUUCUGUACACAUCCCAUGGUGUUGGACCCAAACAGUAACCACUGUGUCUUCGUUCCUGAGGUGGCUGAGCAACAUGAGACGGAGCAGAUAGACUACCAGGGUAUCUGCUGGCAGACGGUAACAGAAGGCAUGACGUGCACACAGCCGCUAGGUCCCAACAGGAAGACCACAUACACAGAGUGCUGCUGUCUGUACGGAGAGGCCUGGGGCAUGGACUGUGCCCUGUGUCCGCCCAGAAACACUGAGGAUUAUGCUUUCAUGUGUAACCUUGAUGGGCGGCGGUCAUACGGUCAUGAUGCCCUUGUUGCCAGCCCAGUCCAUGAAUAUGAAGUGAGCCCAGAUUAUUCACCUUCACCAGAGCAGCAGGCUGUCCUGCCAUUUUACGACAAGGAUUACCCAUUCAAGGCAUUUGAGGGUUUGCGAGCAGAGGAGUGUGGGAUACUGAAUGGCUGUGAGAACGGUAGGUGUGUCCGCGUUCAGGAGGGCUACACCUGCGACUGCUUUGAUGGAUAUACCCUGGACCUGUCCCGCAUGGCCUGCAUUGAUGUGAACGAGUGUUCAGAGCUAAACAAUCGGAUGUCGUUGUGUAAAAAUGCAAAGUGCAUUAACACAGUGGGCUCCUAUCAGUGUGUGUGUCUGCCGGGCUUCACUGCCUCUGACAAACCCAACUACUGCGUGGAGGCAGCAACACACCAAACAACACACACAGUGAGUGUGGAUGGACACUAGGGGCUGACAAGAGACACUACAACCACACGCACAAGCUUGUAUUACUAUACUUGUGAGGACGUCCACUGACAUUCAGCCACUGCAAAACUCUCAACAGUAACCAUAAAGUUCAACUCCCUAGUUUGGUUAAAGUGUCCAGCAGCGCUCCUAAAUCCCAAAACACUUCACAGCUGAUCAGCUAAAGUGACUGGGAAGAAACCUAGACAUUUUGCGGUCAUAUAACAAAACCAGGGAGUAUACCUUUGAACUGUUGAAAAUCUAUUCAUAAUUUGCCCCAAAUCUAAAUCAAACCUCAAAAACAUUAGCCUUAAACCUUGCCUUUGAAUUAAUAUUAUCAUUAUUGGAAUUUUACUCCAUAAUUUAAAAGUAAUCCAAGUCCAGAUCUGCUGUUCACCAGUGUCACAUAUUUUUUUCAACACUAUGGACUUUUUUUUUUAACAGGACUUUUGUUGUAUUAUGUCUUUCAUCAUUUUAGUGGUUUUUGAAUGUGGACCUUUUUAAGUAAACCCUGCCUAAAUGUUAUAAAGUGCUCCCAAGUGUUGUAACAAGCAUAACAGUAUCAUUUUUUAGAAUUUUUCACUGACUGUAUAUUGUAACUUGCUCUGGUUUCUUUAGUUCUUUAUCCACACUCAUAUGCUGUCAUUUUAAAAUGCAUAAAUAUUGCUAUGUUAAUGCCUAGCAUCCACGCUACUUUGGAACCCCUAAAAUAGAGCACUUUGAAAUUGCCAUUGACCCUAUAUCAGUUUGCGAACCCCAGGUUUGCAUUUUAGUCUAUUUGCUUUUUUAACAACACCCCCCUCCCUUUUACUGUCAAAUAUUUGCAGGACUGUGUCGUAACUUAGUGGCUUGCAUGGCUCCAUAAAUUUGCAGAGCACCACCUACUCAUAGCAGCAGGCAGCUCUGCAGCAGCGCCGCAGCAGCAGUAUGAACUGCAGCAGUUCAGUGAAGUAGCUGUCCCAUGCGGUUCACGCAGGCAGUGUGGCCUGGGUAUUAUACUUAUGUAAUACCUACUUACGUAUACUUAUGUAUACUUUCAGUAAAGGUUCCACCUUGUCUUCGGUGGUACUUUUCGCCAUGUCCAUACUAUUUUCUGUAACUAAGCAACCAACUGCAGCGUAGGCAAUCUGCUUCCUGUUUACACCAGCACAUGCAUGCCCAGUGUACAUGACUGGCCAUGUGACAUGCGCUGUCAGGCGUGUUAGUAUAGACAGAGAUUAUUUCUAAAAUGGUGCUAAAAUGCUAGUGUCUAUGGAGGUCAUUUUCGUUUUAAAAUGAAUGUAUUAGUGUGGAUUUGGCCUUAGUUGAAUUCUUUCCAAGAGUUAGGUGGCAGAUUUCAUGUUUGUGCUCUGUCUAUGGAGCUAGCUAGGCUUACCAUGAAGACUCAAAGCAACCUUGGUCUUUAUGCUCUGCUGUACUUACACACAUGAGGGUGGUAUAAAUCUGCCUAUCUUGCUAUCAUAAAGAAAGUGAAUGAGUGUAUUUUCCUGAAAUGUUGAACUCUUCUUUAAUUAUGAAUGGGUAGUGAUUGAUAGAAUAUUGAUCCUAAUUAUAUGGUAAAGAGUCAGUUUGGAUAACAAAAUGCAGAAGUCAAAAAAAGGAAGAAAGCUAAAGCACGACUCACCUCCGGUCUGCAGUUAGUCAAGGUUUAAGAAAUGUUCACAGUAAAAGUGUCUGAAUCAGAAUGGGGCCAGUAGCACUUAUGAAUAUUAGUGAGUUAAUCAAAAAGCCAUAAAAAUGUGCACAGAGGCUGUUUUAUUAUUUUUGUUUGAACCUCCUUCUACCAUACUGUCACUCGCUCUACAAAUAUUAAACAUAUAAAUUAUUAUUGCAAGGAAUCACUGUUAAUGUUACAAGUUCCACCUGUGCAUUUACUGCAAUGACAAGUCAAAAUAUCUGCUGUGUAAACUGUCUCUCAUUCCAAAUUUCUUUCUAAUGUUCCUAUGAAAUGUAAUGCAUUGCAUUCUGGGAACAUCAUGGACAUUAAGAAUGGGAUACCAGACUCCAAGAUGGUGUCCUUUCAUUGGAAUGAAAAUGGUUUUCUGAGCACAUGAGCCAAAAACAAUUUCUAGCUUCCUUACACACUUACAAAUAGCAAUUCAAGGCUCUGGGGACGUUUUACAAGUAUAAAACCCUCUUAAAUUAAAAUGAACAAUACAAAGAGUAAUGUUAUUUCUUGAAAUUUCCAGUGGUCUGUUUACAUGGUUACAGGCCUGUCUUUUUUAAUGGUGGUCUAUGGGAAAAAUGUUUUUUUUUAGACAUUUUACUAAAAGCCACAAAAGUCAGCCUGUUGAUGGUGUUAAAGGAAAGACGAUAAUAAAAGUCACCCUCUGGGGAUCAUGAAUGUCUCCAACAAAUUUCAUAGAAAUCCAUCCAAUAGCUGAGACUUCUUCAGCGUAAUGACCAGCUGACAUUGCAAACCCUUCAGCCCAACCGCUAGCAUGGCUUAUAGAUUUUGCUUGAAAAAAAUCCUUACAAAAUUUCUAGCAACAUAUUUAUUAUACUCCCUGAGUAACUAACCUAUCUCUUCCCUACACACAUGAUGUAGUGUCGGAAUGAAUAAUAAUUAGUGUUUUUUUUUUCUUACUUAGUUCAACAUUUGAUGGAGUUCCUGAUGAAACAUUUUAAGUCAUAUUUAAAGGGAUAGCUCAGAUUUUUUCAAGUGAGUUUGUAAGGGGUCUUUAUUGACAGUCAGUAUUUUACAAACAGUAGUUGUCAGUUGGCGCGCCCUUUGUUUGGAGCAGUCUGGAGUCUUAACUUCUGUGGAGGGGUCAGCAGCAAUACAUAUUUUAGCCACCUAAAAAAAUCAAUAUCACUUUAAGUGUAUGCUAUAUUGAGCUUUACCAUAAUGUCAGACAGUGAUUUCCAGCUGGAAAAUGAAGCCAUGAUAUUGCUCUCCUUAAAACCAGACUCAACUGAGAAUUAAAGCUGCAAGCAGCGAUGAACGGGACCUCGGGCUCUCGCUGUCAGCCUCCAUCUCACAUAGACAGUGCAAAUUAUUCGUAAGAGUCAAAAUGUCGAUAAAACAAGCAAUGUCAAGAGAACGCAAGGUCAUUUUUGGCCUUUAUAUUACAGUACAUUACAAUAUGGAUUUAAUUUUCAACCGAUGUAUUAACUAAAAUGUACCUGUGAUAUGUCAGCUAUGGAAACAAAAUGUCUUGUCCAAAACAUCUACAUUGAAAUGAAAUACACUGUCAUGAUUAAGUUAUUAUAACCCUAACCCUUCAGCCGAGGUCCCUAAAAACUGUGAUUUAAGAAUGCUUAACACAGGAGCUGCUGGUCUACCGCUGCCUCAAACAGUUAUUUUUUUGUGUUAUUGUGUGUAUUAUUGUGUUUAAAAGGGCUAGUCUGGAUUCACCAAAGUCACACAAUAACACAAACUACCUGAUCGUGGCAAUGGUAGACCAGUAGCUCCCAUGUUCUGCAAUAUUGGCUUUGAUGAAAGCAUGGGGAACUGAAGCAGUUAUCGACUUCCCUGUUGAAAUGUGUUGUCUGACUGAAAGGUAAAGCUGUGAAAAUUAUCUUAAUACAAAAUACACUUAAACUGAUACUUUUUUGGUGGCUACAGCAGCUACAGCUCUGCCCAGCCCUGCCCCUUGCACAUGCAACAGGCUGUGAGGCUCCAACACAGAGAGCUCUCCUCUGGAUUGAUCAGCAAAAAUGCAUCAGUGACAAAUGUCUUAAUUUUAUUGCAAAUGAGAGACAGAGUUUGUGAGCUAAAACCUGUACAAGAUAACAUUUAUGUCAACUAAAAGAACAAGAAAUAUAUCUUCCAAAUUUCUCCAAUGUCGACAGCAGAACUGUUAACAUUGGAGCUUAUCAAUACUACAGUCUUUAAUAAUUUGGCCCCAGGGCCUGUUUAAUACCGAAUUCGGUACCCAUCCCAAGCUGAAAUAUGUUUUGUUGCUGACCAAUCCACAGCAGUACACUGCUUGGCUUCCAUGUCAGACUCCAGCCUCCUUCUCCAAACUGGGGGUGUGCAGGCUGACAUCAACUGUGCGUAAAUAACUGACAAUGGAAAAGUACCCCACACAACCCCACUUAAAAAAUCGAACUUUCCAUUUAAUUAUGGUGUAUGCAUUUAAAAUUAUAAUUGUUAACAAUAAGAGGAUAGUAAAUGCUACUUUGAAGCCCAACAACUUCGAUCUAAACCUAAUUCUCAUUUUACCCUCAUUACGAAAUUUUAACUGACAACCUCAAAGAGCUGUGAAUCAACUGGUAUGUCUUUAAGAGCUUUAUCUCUUUUUUAAUAACGAAGGGGACAUUUGGUCCUUAAAAGUAUAGAAAUACAACAAGCACACAGAACACACACACAUACACACACACAGACACUUACUUAAUCAAAGCCCAUAUAUUCUGCACUGUAUAAGAUACACACAUGAAACAAACAGUAAUUUACUUGAGAUGAAGAUUCAACCUAAUCUACUACGUGGUGCCUAUGUGGGGGGAUAGAAACACAGAAUUGUAUAAAAUGUAUGUUUUGUCUGUUGCUUUUCUAAAUCUGUUUCUUAUUUUGUUUUUACGUGGCGUUUUAUGUGAGUUAUAAGAGGCCGUUUUGCUCAUUUAACGCAUCGACAAACCCUAUGGACUUGUGCUGGGGGAUCCAGUUGUUUUUUAAACCCACUCAAACUGAUUGUGGAUAUUUAAUUCUGUGAAGAGGCCAACUGUCUGCUCCCUCUCUUCCUCCAUUGCCAUCCCUCUGUCUGCCAUAAAGAAUAGCAUGUUUCUACAGCAUCACCAAAUCCUGUAAUAUGCACAUUUUGAUGUUCUAAAGAAAUUUGUUAUUGUAAAGCCUUUGGAAUAAGCUUUUUGUAGGAUAUUGUCAUUGUUUUGUAAGAAUGGUAAAAUGCAAUCAUAAAACUACUUAUUUUCUGGGACAAUGCCAAGUUUUAUGUGCCCUCCAAAGAACCAUAAGACCUUCCGUCAACACAUACAGAGGAUGGGUGUUGAGAUGACUGAGAUUCAUUUUUUAUUUUUCAUACUUCUCUUAUCUGCGUUUCACUGCAAAGUCUUGCCAGGUUGUAAAGCUGCUAUGGGACAGCGAUGGGAGAGGAGAAACUUGUGUACAUUUAAAACAAAAGAGUGGAGAAAACAGCUGACGUAUUUGUAAUUUGUACAUGAAUAAAUAGCUUUUCUAUGAAUUCAUAUUAAAGUGUACAUUAAACCCCUUGGUAAUAAACCACAAAUUGUGAUAUUUGCA
Epinephelus moara (kelp grouper) is the source of this 10078-nucleotide messenger RNA. It is a transcript of the gene ltbp1, whose product is annotated as latent transforming growth factor beta binding protein 1. Gene Ontology annotation, molecular function: calcium ion binding. The transcript is spliced from 30 exons. NCBI's taxonomy places the organism in Eukaryota, Metazoa, Chordata, Actinopteri, Perciformes, Serranidae. The record is from RefSeq and is a predicted model, not a curated record. The coding region runs from base 358 to 4881 and encodes 1507 amino acids.